Molecule: messenger RNA, 705 nt
Organism: Trichogramma pretiosum
Lineage: Eukaryota; Metazoa; Arthropoda; Insecta; Hymenoptera; Trichogrammatidae
Exons: 4
Coding region: 328-705 (125 amino acids)
Source: RefSeq, a predicted model, not a curated record
UCGUCGACGAGCACGAGAACGCCGAAAAAUGCUCGGAUUACGAUGACGAGACCAACGACGCCCUGCUCAGAGCCGUGCUGGCGAGUUUGAAGCUCAACAACAUUGGCAACUACGACCACUAGAUGCGGGCGGUCAGGAGGAUUUUCAAAGACUUUCAGAGGAUUUUCUCAAGUCAAUUCUCAUUGGUUCGAGUUGUUGCCCCAAAAAAAUUCGCUCAUCUGUUAUUCUGCCGAGGUCAAAUGUUUCACUCUCUCUUAAUAUUCCUCCUUGAUCAAUCACGAUUGCUUCAAUAAUUUUGCGCUGGCCAUCGGAAAAGGCGGAAAAUUGAUGGCUUACGCGGUAACUCCGAUAAAGAAAAAUGAGCAGAUAACAAUUAGCUACUCGCACAUGAUGAACUUAAUCCUGGAUGCUCGUACCAGAAGGCUCCACUUAGCCCAGGAGAGAAAGUUUAUCUGCCACUGCCGGGGCUGCGUCGACGAGUGGUUGCCCAUGAACCCAAGGUGGCAGACUUUUGCCGAAACAUUGCCGCCCAAUAAUCUUCAAGCCACCUCGAUAGACCCCACGUUCAGUGGCAACAAUUGGUACUUGACCACGCAGCAAAUUAUCAAUAAUAAAAUCAUUAUCGAACUCGUCUAUAAACAUAUGUAUGAAUCUUCGCCAGCGCCGCGGCCUUUUGCGAUACACAUCUUUGUAGGAAGUUUAUAA